Molecule: messenger RNA, 1143 nt
Organism: Rhodotorula graminis WP1
Lineage: Eukaryota; Fungi; Basidiomycota; Microbotryomycetes; Sporidiobolales; Sporidiobolaceae
Exons: 5
Coding region: 21-1049 (342 amino acids)
Biological process (GO): malate metabolic process; tricarboxylic acid cycle
Cellular component (GO): cytoplasm; mitochondrion
Molecular function (GO): L-malate dehydrogenase (NAD+) activity
Source: RefSeq, a predicted model, not a curated record
CACCUCCUCGCUCGCCCAGGAUGUUUGCUGCUGCCCGCCAGACCUCGUCGCUUGCCAAGCGCGCCUUCUCAACCUCGUCGGUCAACAACACGCGCGUCGCUGUCCUCGGUGCCGCAGGCGGUAUCGGCCAGCCGCUGUCGCUCCUCCUCAAGCUCAACCCGCUCGUGUCGCACCUGUCGCUGUACGACAUCCGCCUCGCGGCCGGUGUCGCCGCCGACGUCGACCACUGCAACACCCCGUCCAAGUGCGUCGGCUACGGCCCGGAGGACGGCGGCCUCGAGAAGUCGCUCGAGAAUGCCGAAAUCAUCCUCAUCCCCGCCGGCAUGCCUCGCAAGCCCGGCAUGACCCGUGACGACCUCUUCAACGCCAACGCGUCGAUCGUCCGUGACCUCGCCAAGGCUGCCGCCAAGGUGGCGCCCAAGGCGCGCAUCGGUGUCAUCGCCAACCCGGUCAACUCGACCGUGCCGAUCGUCGCCGAGGUGUUCAAGGCGGCGGGCGUGUACGACCCCAAGCGCCUCUUUGGCGUCACGACGCUCGACAUUGUCCGCGCGUCGGCCUUCCUGUCGGGCAUCGCCGGCACCAAGCCGGCCGAGACCAACGUGCCCGUCGUCGGCGGCCACUCUGGCCCGACCAUUGUCCCGCUCCUGAGCCAGCUCCCGGAGGGCAAGAAGGUCGUCGAGCAGGGCGGCGAGCAGCUCGCGGCGCUCGUCAAGCGCAUCCAGUUUGGCGGCGACGAGGUCGUCAAGGCCAAGGACGGCGCUGGAUCGGCCACCCUCUCGAUGGCGUACGCCGGUGCCGACUGGGCCGACUCGCUCCUGCGCGCCAUGAACGGCGAGCAGGUCGAGAUCUGCACCUACGUCGAGUCGCCGCUGUACGCCGACAAGGGCGUCUCGUUCUUCUCGUCGCCCGUCCAGAUCUCGUCCGAGGGCACGGUCGGCGAGAUCAAGCCCGUCGGCCAGCUGCACCCGUCGGAGCAGAAGCUCCUCGACGCGUGCCUCCCGGACCUCAAGAAAAAUAUCGAGGCCGGUGUCAACUUCAUGAAGCAGUAGAGCCGUCCUGGAGCGCUCUCCUGCCUCUCUCUCACUCUCCUACGUAGCCUGUGCACGGUUGGGAAAAAGGCCCUUUGCAGUGCGUCGUCGUCGU